AUGGUUUCUUUGAGCGCCAAUGGUCAGUUUUCGUCAUGGUGCAUGAGCACACGGGUUAAGAAGAAAUCAAUGUCGAUCCAAAUGUCGGGCGGUGGAAAUGCAGUUGCUGGUGAGACUAAAAUUCAGUUUCACAUUGAUGAAGUGAAGUUGCUGGUGUGCCAUGAGACAAAGAUAACAAUAUAUGAUGCUUCAGAAAUGGAACUGAUUUGUCAGUGGCUUCCGCCAGACGGGUUUUCUAGUGCCAUAACCUCUCCAACAUACUCUUGCAAUGGAAACAACAAUUUCAGAAUAUAG
Messenger RNA from Lathyrus sativus (Indian pea), 294 nucleotides. The record is from the annotation of a GenBank genome assembly. Lineage: Eukaryota; Viridiplantae; Streptophyta; Magnoliopsida; Fabales; Fabaceae.